AUGCCUCCCAAGAAAGGUUUCCAUAAAUCGUUACCUGCACCGAUCAGUAAUUCUACGUUGGCUCCAUCUCGUCGAUCACCAAGAGUCCCGGCGCCGAGCAAACCCAUAAUCCAGCCAGCUCCGCCAGCCAAGAGUAUCGAUCUCACUACUGCCUCUCCUCCUCGCGAGGUUCCAGACGACCCUUACCUCUGUAUUUCCUACACACCUUCCUCUACAGCUACCAUGAACGGGAAACUACAAAAUUCUCCGUCGGAAACUCCUGCGAAGCGGCGCCAGGCUUUCCAGGCGAAGCCGUCCCGACUAUCAAAUGUUUAUACCCCAGCGAAAGAAGCACAACCAUCAGUCUUAAAUUCAGCAAGUCGGACGACCCGAAGGACAGCAGGACUUGAAACUCCGAAGAAACAAAUGACGGAUCAAGAAUUUCCCGAAAGUAUCGACACUACGGGCUGGGUGCAGGAUCAACAUACGGGGAAUGAGUUCGGCUACGACAACUCGAUUAGCGACGCAUCCCCCACGAGCGCAUCUUCUGCUACUCGUCUAUCCGCACGAUCUCGGAAAUUAACUACGCGUGCUAUCGAGGCACUCGAUUCUAAAAAGAAACCCCGAAAGCAGAGAACCGCGCCUGCGUCGACAAUUGCAGAGCCACCUACAGAACAGGUCGAUAUUAAUAGCGGUCCGACGAAAAUCAAGCGAAAAGGGAUGAAAGGCAAGCGAGCGAGCAAGAUCUUCAAGCAGUUGAGAAAUAACAGACCCUCUCGUCUGAAGAUCCAGCUCCACGCGGACCAAGCCGGCCAAAAGCUGUACGAGCUCGUUGUAGUUGCCUUGAACACCGAUUUUACACUACCGUCUGACCCCGAGCUAUUCAUCGCAAAUGCGCGAAAGCAAUUUGAGCAGACAUCGCUUGUCAAAUCGUCCGAGGAAGAGCCUGUCAUGUCUGCUGCUGCCUCCCCGAGCGACCGCGACCCCGCGGCUGCGGAGGCAACCGCCUCAUCCGGCAAUGCGGGGAUAUCCAGUGUGGAAACCCACGUUGAUCCCAACGGUGUCACCAAAAAUCAAACCAAUGGUGUGAUGCAGGACGAAAGGGAUAAAUUUCCCCUUGGGGUGACCAACGGCAAAACUAGAGGCGAACCUAAUGGCGAGCCCAUCCCCGAGGUAUCAGGAACAUCCUCAAUCAAAGACCUGAAGAAGAUAGCAGAGUCCCAGCUAGAGGCCGAUGGAUGGACUCGAACAGGCUACGUGAAUGACUUGAACGAGGAAAUCCUUCUGACACCACCGGGCCAAACUGCGUACCGUGCACCCCACACCUACGGCGACGAGAACCUGCCAUUGCCACCAGUGAUUUCUCGCCCAGAGCAACAGAUCGAGAUCGACAAUAAUCUCGGAUUCCCGCCGCUCAUGGGCGACCGUAAUAUUCCCUUCUACGCCCCGUCCGAGUUCUCCACGGAAGAUAUUACAGAGGAGAAAGCCCGAUCCCAAGCCCACAAGAGAAAGCGCUCACAAGCCGAGCUGGAGAAGCGCCCGAGAAAGAAGAAGCGAGACUCAGCAAAAAUAACCCAGCCAGGUCCGACGACCGAGGAAAAGCCAAAGAUCCAGCGACUGAAACUGAAGCUGAAUCCGCCAACGGAGGCAGAUAGACAGGCCGGCGCGGUGAUUUCCUCUGCUUCUGCCGCUGGUCCGACCCAACGUGGAGCACCGGGUCAAGCUCGCAGUCGAGGUCGAGGCGGCCCUGGAACUCCGCGUGCUAGGGGAUCGCCCCGUGGAGUUACUCGCGGUAGAGGCACGCCUCGAGGUGCUGUUCGUGGUGCCCUUCGUGGUACUCAGCGUGGUGGUUCUGCCCGGGGUGGUCCUUCUCGUCCUAGUACCCCCCGCAGUCGAGGACGCGGCCGUGGACGUGGAAAAUAA
Penicillium manginii is the source of this 1902-nucleotide messenger RNA. RefSeq names its product putative GPI-anchored cell surface glycoprotein. The coding region runs from base 1 to 1902 and encodes 633 amino acids. NCBI's taxonomy places the organism in Eukaryota, Fungi, Ascomycota, Eurotiomycetes, Eurotiales, Aspergillaceae. The record is from RefSeq and is a predicted model, not a curated record. The transcript has a single exon.